Molecule: messenger RNA, 1240 nt
Organism: Pelecanus crispus (Dalmatian pelican)
Lineage: Eukaryota; Metazoa; Chordata; Aves; Pelecaniformes; Pelecanidae
Source: RefSeq, a predicted model, not a curated record
UGUUGACAAUUUUGGACUUGGUCUUCUGCUUCAGACUAAGCAGAUAAAACGCAUGGUGUCAUCAUAUGUUGGAGAAAACGCUGAAUUUGAACGCCAGUAUUUAUCUGGUGAGCUUGAAGUUGAGCUUACGCCACAGGGUACACUCGCUGAACGUAUUAGAGCAGGAGGAGCAGGAAUCCCAGCAUUUUACACCAGUACUGGCUAUGGGACGCUGGUGCAGGAAGGGGGUGCGCCUAUCAAGUACAACACAGAUGGCACCAUUGCCAUUGCCAGCCAGCCAAGAGAGGUGCGAGAGUUUGAUGGACGUCACUUUGUUCUGGAGAAGUCGAUUACAGGGGACUUUGCUCUUGUGAAGGCAUGGAAGGCUGAUCGUGCAGGAAACAUUAUUUUCAGAAAAACUGCAAGAAACUUCAACCAACCUAUGUGCAAAGCUGCCAAGACAACUGUAGUAGAGGUAGAAGAAAUUGUUGAUAUAGGAGCAUUUGCCCCAGAAGACAUUCAUGUUCCCAAAAUCUAUGUUGAUCGCCUGAUAAAAGGAGAGAAGUUUGAGAAGAGAAUUGAACGCUUAUCAAUCCGAAAGCCUGAAGACUCAAAAGCCAAAGAAAAACCAGGAGACAAUGUGAGGGAGAGGAUCAUUAGACGGGCUGCUUUAGAGUUUGAGGAUGGCAUGUAUGCUAAUCUGGGUAUUGGAAUCCCGCUGUUGGCCAGUAACUUCAUCAGUCCAGAUAUAACUGUUCACUUACAGAGUGAAAAUGGAGUCCUGGGUUUGGGUCCUUAUCCACUUGAAAAUGAAGUAGAUCCAGACCUGAUUAAUGCAGGUAAGGAGACAGUCACGGUUCUUCCAGGUUCUUCCUAUUUCUCUAGUGAUGAAUCGUUUGCGAUGAUAAGAGGAGGCCAUGUUGAUUUGACAAUGCUUGGAGCUAUGCAGGUGUCUAAGUAUGGUGACCUGGCCAACUGGAUGAUUCCUGGUAAGAUGGUGAAAGGAAUGGGGGGUGCCAUGGACCUGGUAUCCAGUGCGCAGACCAAAGUGGUUGUCACCAUGGAGCACUCGGCCAAGGGUAAUGCCCAUAAAAUCUUGGAAAAGUGCAGUUUACCACUUACUGGGAAACAAUGUGUAAACCGCAUCAUUACAGAGAAGGCUGUGUUUGAUGUGGACAAGAAGAAAGGAUUGACCCUUGUGGAAAUCUGGGAAGGACUGACAGUGGAUGAUAUCAAGAAAAGCACUGGCUGUGACUUCACA